Dioszegia hungarica is the source of this 222-nucleotide messenger RNA. Its product is annotated as thioredoxin-like protein. The transcript has 2 exons. Gene Ontology annotation, molecular function: protein-disulfide reductase activity. The annotation marks the transcript as partial. Lineage: Eukaryota; Fungi; Basidiomycota; Tremellomycetes; Tremellales; Bulleribasidiaceae. The record is from RefSeq and is a predicted model, not a curated record.
GUCGUCGACUUCUGGGCGACAUGGUGCGGUCCCUGCAAGCUCAUCAGCCCUCACUUUGAGAAGCUCGAGCAAAAGUACCCCCAAAUCAAGUUUGUCAAGGUGGAUGUGGACGAGCAGGCUGAGGUCGCACAGGAGGUCGGCGUGAGGGCUAUGCCAACAUUCGUUGCAUACAACAAGGGAGAGAAGGUCAAGGACCUUACCGGUGCUCAGCCGGCCAAGCUU